This is a messenger RNA of Salvia splendens (bonfire salvia), 1071 nucleotides long. Its product is annotated as zinc finger CCCH domain-containing protein 2. Gene Ontology annotation, molecular function: metal ion binding. The coding region runs from base 1 to 951 and encodes 316 amino acids. The record is from RefSeq and is a predicted model, not a curated record. The transcript has a single exon. NCBI's taxonomy places the organism in Eukaryota, Viridiplantae, Streptophyta, Magnoliopsida, Lamiales, Lamiaceae.
AUGGGAACCAUCGACAUCCCUCCCCGCCGGCAGCACCAGCUCCUCCUCUCCCGCUCCCCGACCGCUGCCGCCUUCUCGAAAUUCCUCCCGUGCAACGACGCCGACGACUCCGACGACGAGCCCUACGCCUCCGACCACUUCCGCAUCUACGAGUUCAAGGUCCGGAAGUGCAGCCGGAGCCGCAGCCACGACUGGACCGACUGCCCCUUCGCCCACCCGGGCGAGAAGGCCCGGCGCCGCGACCCCAGGCGCUUCUGCUACUCCGGGCUCGUCUGCCCCGAGUACCGGAAGGGCCACUGUGGGAAGGGCGACGCCUGCGAGUUCUCGCACGGCGUCUUCGAGUGCUGGCUCCACCCCUCCCGCUACCGCACCGAGGCCUGCAAGGACGGGAAGGCCUGCAAGCGGAAGGUGUGCUUCUUCGCGCACUCCUCCCGCCAGCUCCGCCUCGUCCCCGACCCUGAACUCGCCCCGGACGACAAGAGGAAAUCUUCCACCCAUUGCUGUGCCUACUGCCACCAUGACUUGAAGUCGUCGCCGACUUCAACCCUUAUGGGCCACAUGGCCCAGAACAUCUCCCCGCCUAUGUCGCCCCUAUACAGGGGCGACAUAGGUAAUGACAUGGGUUUUGGGUCCUUGGACUCGUACAAGGAUGCGCUCGCAGAGCUCAUGGUCUCGUUUGAGGCUAUGAGCCCGAGCGAGGCGGUAGGCCGCCCUCAGGGCGGCCUGCCGUGGCUGGAUGUGAAUUUCAAUGUGGAGGAGCCACAGUUUGUGAUGUCGCCGUCGACUUCAACUCCGGUGAGCCGUGGACAUAGCAAAUUCUAUUCCGGGGAGAGCAAGUUUAUCCAAGGAGAAUAUUCCGGUAGGAAUUUGAUGAAUGAAAGCAGGUUUAAUGCCGGUGAGGGUGUCUCCGGUGGGCCGGAUCUCGGGUGGGUCAAUGAUCUGCUGACAUGAAUGGUAGUUAUCGGGAUCGCGCGGGUUCGUGAUCCUUAUCCUGAUUUAUAUAUGAGGAUGUGAUUAUUUUUGUGGAAUUGUUGUUUAAAUUAGGUGUCUUGUUAAUUAAGUUGGGAAUUU